Messenger RNA from Carassius auratus (goldfish), 1204 nucleotides. Its product is annotated as low-density lipoprotein receptor-related protein 6-like. Gene Ontology annotation, biological process: canonical Wnt signaling pathway. Gene Ontology annotation, cellular component: plasma membrane. Gene Ontology annotation, molecular function: Wnt-protein binding; Wnt receptor activity. NCBI's taxonomy places the organism in Eukaryota, Metazoa, Chordata, Actinopteri, Cypriniformes, Cyprinidae. The coding region runs from base 350 to 1204 and encodes 284 amino acids. The record is from RefSeq and is a predicted model, not a curated record. The transcript is spliced from 4 exons.
UCCCUGCCUUCCUCCGCGCCACAUUACACCGUUUGUUCCGCGUCUCCGCCGCGCUCUGAUCUCACACACACCGACAAACAGAGACGCGAAGAAACACAACAAAAGCGCGCAGAAGAGCAGAGCACGCGCGACGCGGGGAGAGGGACGGGGGAAGGGUUCGGAAGCGACCGGGCAUUUCUCCCGUGAGCGGAAGGAGAUGGACGAGACGUCGCGGUCACACUGAAGCGCAGAAACACAGAAACAAUCAAAUCGAUGAAAAACCGCGGCGGAGCUCCAGCGCGAGGAAUCCGAAUCACAGACGCGCGCGGCCGGAGCGAUGCGAGCGGCGCGGCGCGGCUAAGCGUUGAAGAUGGGUGCCGUGCUACAGAGUCUCUUACUGUGCACUUUGUGUUUGCAGAUUCGCGGCCUGCCGCUGCUCUUGUAUGCGAACCGAAGGGACUUGCGUCUGGUGGACGCGGCUCGGGGUCGAGGGAACGCCUCGGUGCUGGUCAGCGGUCUGGAGGACGCGGCGGCUGUGGAUUAUGUUUACGAGCAGGGACUGAUUUACUGGAGCGACGUGAGCGAGGAGGCCAUCAAACGCACGCUGUUUAACGGGUCAGCGCCCAGCGGGCUCCAGAGCACGGUCGUGUCCGGUCUGGCCUCUCCGGACGGCCUGGCCUGUGACUGGAUGGGGAACAAGCUCUACUGGACCGACUCGGAGACCAACCGGAUCGAAGUAGCGGAGCUGGACGGGACAAACAGGAAGGUGUUGUUCUGGCAGGAUCUGGACCAGCCGAGGGCCAUCGCUCUGGACCCCGGCCGAGGGUACAUGUUUUGGACGGAUUGGGGUGAGAUCCCGAAGAUCGAGCGCGCUGGGAUGGACGGGACGCAUCGCUCGGUCAUCAUCGACUCGGAGAUCUACUGGCCCAACGGCCUGACGCUGGACUACGAGCUGAAGAAACUCUACUGGGCCGACGCCAAGUUCAGCUUCAUCCACCGCUCCGAGCUGGACGGAUCACACAGGGAGGUGGUGGUGAAGGGCUCGCUGCCGCCACCGUUCGCACUGACGCUGUACGAGGACACACUCUUCUGGACGGACUGGAACACACACUCCAUCCACGCCUGCCUCAAACACACGGAGAGAACAGCCACGAGAUACACACCAACAUCUCUCACCCGAUGGGACCUACACGUCUACAGCCAGGAGCGCCAACCCGCUGGGUAA